AUUCAAGAACUGGUUCUGCGACAACAGCAAGGAGGGGUAGAAUCCCUGUGGGUAAAGCCCCUGGGAAUGUUGACCCUGAGGGUGAUGCCAAGGUAGCUUUCUAGCAUGACUAUUUCACUAUAGCAUGUAGACUGCUGGCUUACAAGUUUAGUCACUGUACAACCAUGCAUACAAAUACUGUUUUUAAUACGCUGUAAAACAAAUAUUUCUAGCAUUUUGAAUUCUCUCAAAGACAUCACAAAAGAAAUUCAAAAUGUUAGUUUGUUUUGAAAUUAUGAAAAUUGCAUAUUUCAACAGUGAUAAACCCAAUUGGGCAAAUCAUUUGCUAAAUUUUAGGCAAGAGCUGGUAAUUUUUACUGCUUUUAGACUUCAACUUCUCAAAUUUCCAUUGAAUAAUGUCUGAAGAGAUGUUUCUGAAAUAUUUUGGCAAGGCAAGUGCCCCACUUACCUCAUCCAUGGGAAUUACUGGUUUUACCUAAAUGUGCAUUAAUAAAGUGGAAGUGCUGGAAUCACAUUUUAUUGUAUUUUUACUGAAAGGCUUGUUUAAUACCAUGAGAUAAAAAAUGUAACAGUCGACUAUUUGAGAAGGAAAUCUAGUCGUUGUUAUCGCUCAUUGUGUUCACUGGAAUUUCAAAUUCUCUAUUGUUGAUCUGAUUUGAAAUACAUGUAUUGGGAAGACACUGAUAAUGUUCAAAAGCAGGAACAUUUUGUUACUUACCCCAUGUUUUUUUUGUUUUCCUUACAUGUAUUAUUCGCUCAUCAUUAAAUUCUUGAUAACAGAAACAAUUUCAAAUUCAACCUUUUGCUUGAUCUCAAGGUCUUUUUUCCCUAUUUUAGUCAAAACAUAUUGAUUUGAUGGCAGUCAGUGAAGAUAAGUUUAAGGGAAAUGUUUAUGCUUUGAUAUCCUUUCCUUAUUUUAAAUUGAUUUAAAUGACAAGAGUUUGUAUUUUUGGAAAUUUUCUGUUUCUCUUCAGUAGUAUCAGUUUAUAAAUCAUACUAAGCCUCAGACUGAACAUUCAAGUGGAAAAGAUGUCUCAAAUUGCGAAACACAUUUGGGUGAUUAUGGUGUUGAUGUUUGAAGUUUCAUCAUGUCAUGAUAAAAACAGAAAAGACCUAAUGCAGUAUGGAAAUGCUGGCAGAGAAUGUUGUAGCAUAUGUAAAUGUGAAAAUGAAUCUGUUGAUUGUGAUAAACUAACUAGUCUACCGACAGAUUGUCUACCAAAUAUAAGAAGAAUAUAAGAAUGUGCUAAAUGACUAUGAGCUAGGAAGGCUCUAUGGACAAUUACAAGAGUUGAAUAUAGGGGAUAACAACAUUUCUACUUUAGGAAAAAAUACUUUUGAUGGGCUAAACAAUUUAACAUGCCUCAGCAUGUUUGACAAUAAGUAUUUGGCUGACAAAGUGGAUCCUCUAGUAUUUAGCCCCCUCUUUAACAUAAGAGAGGUGUACGUCUGGGGAAAUGGAAAUGAUGAAAAUCUUUACAGAAACCGCUUUGUGUCAAGAACUUGGAUUGAUACAUUAAAAGGAUUGGAAAAUUCCUCAAUUGAAUCGAUAGAUUUUAGAAAUAUGGAUAUGAGUCCUGUAACUGUGACAAAGAGGGAUUUUUGGUACUUGAGAAAUUCCCCAAUCAAGAGACUUGUGCUUCGUAAUUUGGCAAUUGUUGAAACGGAUAUUGAAUUCUUUGAAUAUAUACCAAAGGUUCAAAGUAUGGACCUGUCAAGAAAUACAAUACAAAUGACUCUAGACUUCAGAAAGAUUUUUCUACUAUUUUUUAAACUUGUACAUUUGAAAGAAUUUAUAUUUUCACAAAACAGUAGACAAAUGGAGGAAACAGGCUCAUCUGAAAUCCUUUCAAAAGAUACUGCUGAAACUACAAUUUUUUCCUUGCCAAACCUUGUAAGAUUUGAAUUAGGUGACUCGGUUAUUACCAAAAAACCCUACUUUUUAAGCUAUGGAGUUAAAUUUCAUAGAGAUAAUGCAUUAAAAUAUAUUUUGAUUUCACAUGUGAAACUUUUACAACGUUUGGGGCCAGUUAUUGGGCUUGUCCAUUUGGAGGUCGUUAAUUUUAGGGACAAUGACUGCACUUGGUUCCCUUCAACAUUUUCUUGUGCUAAUGACGCAUUUGAAUCUAUUGAAUAUUUGGAUAUAUCCCACAAUCAGUUUGAGAUUCC
Owenia fusiformis is the source of this 2169-nucleotide messenger RNA. The record is from the annotation of a GenBank genome assembly. NCBI's taxonomy places the organism in Eukaryota, Metazoa, Annelida, Polychaeta, Sabellida, Oweniidae.